AGAGACAGAAUGUCCGAAGCUCAGCAACUGGUAUCUCUGUGGAGACGCUACUCACCACCAGCUACGCAGCAAACCUGAUUGCAUCAACGAGCUCAUCGUCAACCAGAUCCUGAAAGAAAAUUGCGAAUUCUCUACGGUCACCCUGAAGAAAGAAGCCAUGGAAAAGUUGGACGACCAACACUACGUCUUAUCUUUUCCACAACCCAGCAAAGUCCAACUCCUCUGCGGGAGACGAGACUACACCACACUUCAAGGAAGCUACCUCAUUACGAUUCCCGUUGGCUGUCAUCUUAAAACUACAGAGUUCACCAUCACCAAUGACAACGACGAAAUAAGAGGACAACCUCUGAAGCUGACAGAAAUCCCAUCUGACACGGAGAAGCAAAUCAGGAUAGCAUCCCACAUCAACUUGAACUCCAUUGACCUGCAAGGACUACACAGACUCCAGGACAAGAUCACUAUGGAAGCCCCUAUCAAUAUCACCGACAUCCCACUCGACGUAUAUCACACAACCAUCCCAUUUUAUGUGAUACUGCUUGCAUCGAGUAUACUUGCAAUCUUCAUCGCAUACCGGCGCUUCAACAAGAAAAGGAAAGAUAGCCAGACUAAAAAGAAGGAAGAGCAUCCAGCACCUUCCGGAGAUCAGCAACAUCAUGACGCGAUCCCGGCAACAUUUUCACUCAACGUGAUAAAAUAGUUGCCGUUCUAA
Molecule: messenger RNA, 709 nt
Organism: Ostrinia furnacalis (Asian corn borer)
Lineage: Eukaryota; Metazoa; Arthropoda; Insecta; Lepidoptera; Crambidae
Exons: 1
Coding region: 158-697 (179 amino acids)
Source: RefSeq, a predicted model, not a curated record